Messenger RNA from Salarias fasciatus (jewelled blenny), 3088 nucleotides. RefSeq names its product protein associated with LIN7 1, MAGUK p55 family member b (gene pals1b). Lineage: Eukaryota; Metazoa; Chordata; Actinopteri; Blenniiformes; Blenniidae. The transcript has 14 exons. The record is from RefSeq and is a predicted model, not a curated record. Gene Ontology annotation, molecular function: protein binding. Bases 412 to 2361 code for a protein of 649 amino acids.
CCAUCAGGGGUCGCUGUGGAGACGCGGUGUUGCCAGGGAGACGGCUGAAAACAACAGUUGCACAGAAAUGGCUUCAAGUGUCCCGACUGUGCCCGGGCCAGUCUCACAGCAGCGGCUGUACGCGUUGCAGUGAACACCGGUUGCUUCUCCCUAUCCAUCCCAGUGGGAAGUUAAGCGCACGUUCGGCGCGUGCGGGAUGGUAAAAGUGUUCCCGUCGUCCUCCUGGAACUCCCAUUCAUCUGGCUGUUUGUGAAGUGGACGACUGAUCACAGAAGGAGCAUAAAGGACGACAUACUUCACCGGUGUGCAAUGGCCCCUGAGUUGAGCGGUCUGGGCUUCAAUACCUUGUAACGCUCUGACAGACCUGAGACAACACUGGGGUGGUGUGAGCUGUACACAGCUGCAGCAGGGAUGAUUACAUCCCACAUGAACGGGUUUGUCCAAGAGCCCACCGGUCAGGCCAAGAGCCACAGGGAGAGGGCCGUGGACUGUCCAGGGGAGGAAGGCAGCCUCGUCAAAUCGCCGCAGAGCACUGCCCACAUGGAGCGGAUCCAGCAUUACCAGGAGGAGCUGAGGAAGAGGAGAGAGGAAGACAGCAGGGGGAAACACGGCAUAGACCCCAACGCUUCUCUGAGGCUCAAGAAGCUGGCGCAGAACCCCAAGGUGGGCAUCGACAAUCCCACCUUCGACGGGAAGGAGGCCACCAAAGAAACAAGCUCUCCAGAUCUUUUCAUCGAACUGGAGGAGCUGCUGCAGUCUCUGAAGUGGGUGCAGCACUGCUUGACCGACGCUCAGAGCCAGCAGGACGUGGAGCUGUUGAUGCAGCUCCUCGCCAAGGAGGACUUCAGGAAUGCCUACACGGUCUACAACGCCGUGUCCCAGCAGAUGAGCCGAGCCAGUCCCACCUCCCCGCUCACCGCACAAGCACAGCACCUCUGCCACGAGGUGCAGAAGAUUCUCCAGUCGAGCCAACAAAAGGAGGGUUUGGAACUCAGAGCUUUGCUCACCAAGCCUCAUCUACAGGCAUUAAUGCAGGCCCACGACAGCGUGGCAGGGCAGGAGAUGGCAGAGGAAAGUGUGACCCAGUACCUCGGAGAGACGGUCAAGUUAGUGCGGCUGGAGAAGGCCAGAGACACCCCACUGGGUGCGACGGUACGGAACGACAUGGAGAGUGUGGUGGUGAGCCGCGUGGUGAAAGGUGGGGCGGCGGAGCGGAGCGGCCUCCUCAGCGAAGGAGACGAGAUCCUGGAGAUCAACGGGAUCCCUAUUCGAGGGAAACAUGUCAACGAGGUCCACGAUCUGCUGCAACAAAUGCACGGCUCCCUGACCUUCCUCCUCAUCCCGAGCUCUCAGAUUAAACCUGCCCCACACAGACAGACUGUGAUGCACGUCCGAGCUUACUUCGACUACGACCCCUCCGAUGACCCCUUCGUGCCGUGUCGGGAGCUGGGCCUGUCCUUCCAGAAGGGAGACAUCCUCCACGUCAUCAGCCAGGACGACCCUAACUGGUGGCAGGCCUACCGGGACGGGGACGAGGACAACCAGCCACUGGCUGGACUCGUCCCAGGUAAAAGUUUCCAGCAACACAGGGAGACAUUAAAGAAAUCUAUAACAGACAAGAGUCGAGAGCCUCAAGGGAAGGGCUGGUAUGCCAAGAAGAGCAAGAAGCAGAGGAAGAAGAGCGUACCCAACCUGAACAGGAACACCGACUACGAAGACAUCCUGACCUAUGAGGAGAUGUCCCUGUACCACCAGCCGGCCAAUCGAAAGCGCCCCAUCGCUCUGAUUGGUCCGACAAACAGCGGCCACGACGAGCUGCGCCGAAGGCUCCUGUCCAUCGAGCCCGACAAGUUCGCCGUCGCCAUUCCACACACGACCAGGACCGCUCGCAUCCACGAGCGGAACGGGCGCGAGUACCACUUCGUGGGCCGCUCGGCCUUCGAAACCGACCUGGCGGCGGGGAAGUUCAUCGAGUCCGGGGAGUACGAGAAGAACCUGUACGGCACCAGCACCGACUCCGUCCGGCACAUCGUCAACUCUGGCCGCAUCUGCCUGCUGUGCCUGCACACCAGGUCCCUGGGAGUGUUGAGGUCUUCCAACCUGAAGCCAUAUGUCAUCUUCAUUGCUCCUCCUUCUCAAGAACGACUACGCACCCUGCUGGCCACAGAGGGGAAAACACCGAAGCCGGAGGACCUGAAGGAGGUCAUCGAGAAGGCCCGCGAGAUGGAGCACAACUUCGGCCACUUCUUCGACGCCACCAUCGUGAACGCCGAGCCGGACCAGGCCUUCCACGAGCUGCGCAGGCUGAUAGACAAGCUGGACACGGAGCCGCAGUGGGUGCCCACCUCCUGGCUGUGCUAGAGGCUCCCGGAGACGGGAGCCAGGGACGCACAGCGGCGGGUCGUCACUGGAUUGUCACUUGCACAUUUUCCUCGUUUGAAGAGGAGGCUGUCGUUAGCACGUCUUGCAUGGAUGGACUCCAGUUUCUUUACUUUCUUUUUUUGUUGUUUUUGUUGUUGUUGUUGCUGUGUCUUUGUGAAGGAAUGUUUUGUUAUUUUUACUCAUCUCUCUUUUAUGCAAACCAUCUAUCAAACAAAUAGACAUAUUUCAAUUGUGAAUAGUUAUUUAUAACUGUAAAUAUAUGUAUAUUUUCUAGACCAAAGAAGAAGCUAUUUUAUUGUUUCAUUUUGUGUUUGAUGCCUGAAACGGCACACUCGACUGGGAGGCUGUCGAAGUAUUCCAGAGGUUACCUGAUGAAGCAGCGAGCCAAAAACUCAUCGCAUACCAAACUGAGGAAAAGCGCUCGUGCUUCUAGCGGCCUCUAACUUCAGCUGGAACCUGCACACACUCGCAGGCAGUCCAGAGGCAGUAUUAUUUCAUGUUGUGACAACAGAUCAGCGUCUGACUCGGUAUCGUUACUAUCAGUGUGUAACUGCUGCACAGGGCAGCUCAUCUUGUUUGUUUUGGGAUUUUUUUUUACCAGUAUAUGAAAAGAUCAAUUUAAAAUUAGAGUAAGUCCAAACAAUCCUCUGUAGUUUGUUUGCAGGAUAUCCGAGCACAACAUUUGGAGCAGUGGUAAUAAAAAUGG